Messenger RNA from Didymodactylos carnosus, 867 nucleotides. NCBI's taxonomy places the organism in Eukaryota, Metazoa, Rotifera, Eurotatoria, Philodinida, Philodinidae. The record is from the annotation of a GenBank genome assembly.
AUGUCUGAAAUAGUUCAAAAUGAUUCAUUGGGCACUAGGAAAAAGCUUAAAUUAUUAUUACAAGAAAUGGAUAUAAUUUGUCGUGAAUUAGUUUAUCAGUUACAUAAUCCAAUCGUCUCAUCUACGUCGUCAGCGUCAUCAUCUGCUCCACAUCAGUUAGAUUCGCAAACAUUAAUGGACUUGUUUAUUGAACGACAAGAACUAUUAUUAAAACAAAUUGUCAUCGUUAAACAUCAACAAGAAAUUGAGCGUCAAAUACAACAGAAACGAGAGCAAAUACAAAAAUGCGAGCGUGCAUUACGCUGCCUUCAAACAUAUUUGAUACAAGCUGUUCAAGUAUUGAGUUCAGCUGUUUAUCAAGCUAAGCAAAAACUACAAAAUAUACGUAGAGCAAAAGUAUUCUCUUCUGAAGAUAUCAUACGCUAUGCUUAUCAAUUGGCAAGUGUUUAUGCCACAACGGCACCCGAUAAUUGGCAACAAGGUGACACGCGUCGACCAUAUCCAACCGACAUUGAAAUGAGAAAAGGAAUUCUAGGACGUUUAAGUGAACAAACACUUCAACAACAGCAGCAGCAAGCCUUGUCGGUAACAGCAGCGAAUAUCGGGCCGUCCUCAUCUUAUGCAACAGGCAGUGGGUCAACGAUAACCAUAGGAGGGCCUUCCUCAUCAACCACAGCGCCAUUAAGGCAAAUGAAACACGAAUCAUUUUCAUUUGCAUCAGACAUAUUUAAUGGCAUAACGUACGAUGAUGUCAAAUCAACUUUGUCUGAAUCAGACUCCUCAUCGUCGGAUAAUGAAUCGGACGAUGACCAAAAAUUUUCUCUAGCGACAGCAGUGAAUCUCAAACAAGAAUAUGAUCACGAAUAA